AUGUCACAAGAGCAACAUCCUGAGAAGCGAAUUAAUUCGUAUCCAAAGGUAAAAGCUCUUAUUGAAUCAGACACUUUGCCCCUAACUUCUCACUCAAACUCAAUAACCGACCACCCCGACUACCUCCGCUUAAUUUUAACCUCACGCGUAUACGAAAUUGUUAAAGAGACACCACUACAGCGCGCAAACAACUUAUCAAAUAGACUACGUAAUAAAAUUUACCUCAAACGUGAGGAUUUGCAACAAGUGUUUUCAUUCAAGAUACGAGGAGCUUAUAAUAAAAUUGCGCAUUUGUCCGACGAGGAAAGGAAAAAUGGGGUUAUCGCUUGUUCAGCUGGAAACCAUGCUCAAGGAGUCGCCUUGUCAGCAAAACAUCUUGGUUUGCCAGCAACCAUUGUAAUGCCAAUAGCAACACCUGCUAUAAAAUGGCAGAAUGUACAUAGACUAGGCGCUAAAGUUUUAUUACACGGAGCAGAUUUUGACGAGGCAAAAAAAGAAUGUGCUCGUCUAGAGGCUUUACACCAACUCACAAACAUUCCCCCGUAUGAUGACCCGUAUGUAAUUGCAGGUCAAGGCACGAUAGCAAUGGAAAUUUUGCGUCAAAUUAAUUAUAAUGAGAUCGACGCGAUUUUCGCUUGUGUUGGUGGAGGAGGUCUAAUAGCUGGAAUUGGAAGCUAUGUGAAAAGAUUAUGUCCUAAAAUAAAGAUAAUUGGCGUGGAAGCCUGCGACGCAGACGCAAUGACAAUAUCGUUAAAAGAAGAUAAACGUGUUUUACUGAACGAAGUAGGAUUGUUUGCUGAUGGUGCUGCUGUUCGGAUUGUAGGAGAGGAAACAUUCCGAUUGUGUCGAGAGGUUGUGGAUGAGAUGAUAACAGUUACUAACGACGAAAUAUGUGCGGCGAUAAAAGAUAUUUUUGAAGAUACUCGUUCGAUUGUUGAGCCGGCUGGAGCACUCUCAGUUGCUGGUGCAAAGAAAUACAUCGCUGAAAAUAAUCUGGAGGGACGUUGCCUUGUUGCUAUUGCAUCUGGUGCCAAUAUGAAUUUCGAUCGCUUGAGAUUUGUGGCCGAGCGUGCAGAGCUCGGAGAACAUCGGGAGGUUUUAUUUUCGGUCAUCAUUCCAGAACAUCCUGGAAGUUUCAUUCAACUUUAUAAUCACAUUCACCCGCGACCUAUAACAGAAUUCUCAUACAGAUAUGCGGACCACUCUGAACAAGCCUGUAUAUAUAUGUCAUUUGGGGUCCAGAACCGUGAAAAGGAAGUUCCAGAGAUUCUGGAAGAACUACGAAAAAACGGAAUGCAAGGACAGGAUAUAAGUGAUAAUGAGAUGGCAAAAAGCCAUGCAAGAUAUUUAGUUGGGGGUAGAAGUCGCGUUGAAAAUGAACGGUUGUAUAGAUUUGAAUUUCCAGAAAGACCUGGAGCACUACAGAAAUUUUUGUUUGGAUUACGUUCUGGAUGGAAUAUUUCAUUGUUUCAUUAUCGGAAUCAUGGCUCUGAUGUAGGCAAAGUUCUUAUAGGAGUUCAAGUACUGCCAGAAGACAUCCCAGCCUUCGAACUCUUCAAAAAUAAGCUUGGUUAUGUUGCUAUAGACGAAACAGAUAAUUCGGUGUAUAAACAAUUUUUGAAAUAG
Ambispora gerdemannii is the source of this 1626-nucleotide messenger RNA. The record is from the annotation of a GenBank genome assembly. NCBI's taxonomy places the organism in Eukaryota, Fungi, Glomeromycota, Glomeromycetes, Archaeosporales, Ambisporaceae.